This is a messenger RNA of Prorocentrum cordatum, 900 nucleotides long. NCBI's taxonomy places the organism in Eukaryota, Dinophyceae, Prorocentrales, Prorocentraceae. The record is from the annotation of a GenBank genome assembly.
AUGCGCUGGGUGCCCGGGGUGGUGGGCGUGUCGAUCCACCGCGGCAGGGGCCGCACUACCGCGCCGUCCGUCCGCUACGCGGUGGAGCUAAGCCGGGGCCAGAAGCGACAGCGCGUCACGCUGGACCAGCUCCGGCCCCCGCUGCGCGAGGACACACGUCUGGGGAGGUUCGGCCCCCAUCGCAGGCAGGGCGCCUUCCUCGCGGCCACCAUCGGCGGGGCGCACGCCAGCACGGCCACCCUCGGCUACAAGGUGCUCCUGGCGGGCACGGCGUUGCCCGUGCCCGGUGUGCCCGCCUCGCACCUGCGGCGCGUCUUCGUGGCGGGGGACGCCGUCCUGGUGUACCGGGGGCCGGCCGCCGGCUGGGCUUCCGCAGAGGUUGUGGCCGAGCCAGUUGCCGGAGGCAAGCAGGCAGCCCUGCUGAUGCCAGACUUCGUGGGCGGCGGCGGCUGGCUCGAGGCCGGCGUUCAGAUCGUGCCCAACCGCAGCGGCAAGCGGGUAAACAGCAUGGGCAGCAUCGGCAGCAUGGGCAGCAUGCCGCCGAGCAUGCGCACCGUCGACAGCGCCGCCGACUCGCCCGACUCGCCCGUGUACGCCCGCAGGAGCAGCGCCGGCAGCAUCUGGAAGCUGCCCAGCCGCAGGAAGAGCACCGAGAGCGUCCGCGGGUCGCCCAGCCGCAGGAUCGGAGCACCGACAGCGUCCGCGAGUCGCCCAGCCGCAGGAGCAGCGGCAGCAACGUCCGCGGCUCGCCCAGCCGCAGGGACAGCACCGACAGCGUCCGCGGCUCGCCCAGCCGCCGGAGCAGCGGCAGCAACGUCCGCGGGGGUCCCGCCGCCGCCGGCGGCACCGCGGGCCCGCCGCUGCCGCGCCUGCUGUCGCGCGGCCGGCUGCCCGACCUGA